CGACUGGACACAUUAAAACUUGCCGGGAACAAAAUAGACCUGUUGUCGAAUACAUCAAUAGCCAGUCUAACAUAUUUGCGACACGUUGACUUGUCCAAUAACAUUUUGAAAGCAAUUGAUCCUAACACCUUGGUUAACCAAAACGUGAACAUUUUAGUCGGAUUUUUUUCUGGAAACGAGAUUACGACAGUGGACGUUAGUAAUUGGUUGAAGGAACGACCCUUUUGCGAAUAUGACUUCAGUAACAACAAAAUAAGCCAGCUGAGAAACACCAAAAACAUAACACUAAAUCCGGAUAAAAUCUAUGGAACUGGACUUUUGAUUCUUGCAGGUAACUUGAUCAAUACAUUUCCUGACAUGAAAACACUGUUAAACCUUGAUAGUCUUAAUGUGUUCGGAUCGUUGAUCAAUUUCGGAUUCGAUUUGCGGAACGUCCCAUUAACGUGUGAUUGCCACAUGCAGCCUUACCACCAUCUUGCCAGCAGCACGUUGGUACAGCUGUGGAGAGACUAUUUCAACAUGACGUGUGCCAGUCCAGAAUCUUUAAAAGACGCGUCCAUCUUCAAUGUUGACCCACAUGACUUUGUAUGCGAGCUUACACAGGCGGACAAAUGCCCUCGGGGAUGCAAGUGCAUUGAUCAACCUCAAAACGACACCCUAUACAUCGAUUGCGAAAGCGCAAACCUUCUGGAAAUGCCAACCGAGUUGCCACCGUCGCCCUUUUCAAACAAGAUCUCUCUUAACUUGGCUAAAAAUGAUAUAACCGCACUCGCAGAUGUGACAUACCUUAACAAGCUUUCGCUUUUCAAUUUGUCUCGUAAUGAUCUGGACGAAGUCGGCAAUAACAUUUUAGGAAAGCUCGAGAAUGCCAUAAUUGACAUCGGAAUAAACCAUCGAAUCAGAGUUCUACCGCGUUUGAUUCAGUAUAGGAAUGUCUGUGAAACAGUGCUCUCUAAAUUGAUAGUGGAUUGCAACUGUGAAACUCUGUGGAUUGAAAGCUGGCUUAAAACGCGGUCAUGUGACAAUAUUGACCAAUCGAAUUACUUCAAGUGUCAGGUACCUGGUAAAGGUACAAUUUAUAGUACAGAGUUCUCUGAAAGUUUACUUGACUGUCAACAUGACCUCACGCAUUUGAUUUCAAUACCCAUAUUAUGUUCAACGGUCCUGGUUAUUGUCGGUGCCAUUGUAACUUACAUAUUUAGGUAUGAAGCACUUGUCAUCUGGUUAAAACUUACGCACAGUAGCGACUUUGCCAGCUUCUCAUACGACGUAGCGUUGAGCUUUAAUUCAGAGGACGAAAGGUUACGUAAGUGGGUCAUCAAAACCCUUGUUCCUGCACUUCACAAUGAAGGCUAUAGGACGUUCAUGCCGUUCGUUGAUGUAGAGCGUGGUGCUGACAGAACAACGGGUGUUAUUGAAGCCUUUAAAGAUAGUCGGAACUUUGUCCUCAUUUUGUCAACCAGCUACUUGAUUGAUGGUAAAGCUCCAGAAAACGACAUAGAAGAAGCAAAUGAACUAGAACGAAAGUGGAUCGAGAACGAAUGGAAAUAUGCUUGGCACCUGUUCAUAACUGAUCGUCGCAGGAAGGCAAUAAUCGUCAACUACGAUCACAUAUCAGCCUCUCAAGUAGCCGACAAGAAAAUAAAAGCCAUUCUAAGAGUCGGCGACAUGGUUAAUUUUGGAAAUCAUAACGACGACAUGCUCCAAACUAUUAUCCAGAAGAUAGAACAACGAGUAAAACGGACAGGAACGGACGAUUUUGUAGAAUUAAGGGUGAGGCCAAACGCGAAUCAAAGGACAGCGUGGUCAAUUGGUUCAACAAGAGAACGUUCUGCUGUUUCAAUGACUUUCAGCCGGCAGAGUACCAUUACGCCCAAAGUAAUUCACGUGACACCGGCGUUAAUAAAAUUUCGUACAAACUAUGUAGACACAAAAUAACGCUACUGAACUUGUAUUGCGUAAAUGCUUAUACAUUCUAUCAAUUGUUUGCCCCACUAUGUUAGUUUGUUGUUGUUGUUUUUCAUCAUUUUUUCCUCUUUUCAGUUUGUUUAGGCAUUCCGUUCAUGAACUUGCCAUUUCGUAUACGUUUGGUCAACGUUUUUGUAUGUGUACCUUUAACAUCAAGCAUGCUGUGAAAUUAUCUGCUCGUUUUGUUUUGUUUCAUGUUACAUGUAUAGUCCUGUUCAUUAUACUAAAGCGGAUACCCACCUCAAUAUAAAAACCAUUGAAUCGGGAGCUUAGGUACUGCUGAAUACCCAUUCAGAAAAUAUUUAUGACAAAUUAAAUUCAAGUUUUGGUAAAUUGACAAAAUUAAAAAAAGUUGUUUCAGAUUGGCAAAUUUUCGAUUUAGUUAUGAUAUUUGUGAGGAAACAGUAAUACUGAACAUUUACCAUGCUCUAAUAUAACCAUUAUAUGCAUUUUUUGACGAUUUAAAAACCCGAAAAUUAUAAAGCGUUUCAACGCGAAACGAUUGAAUAAUUUGAAGAGUUCUGUUGUUGUCGUUAUAUUUUGUGAAACUACGAUAAUUGCUUAUAUAUAGUAUAAAAUACAAUUAACAUUGUAUGCGGAAGAAUGGUCUAUGUCGCAGACUUUUUACGCCAGGACUCCAGGGGUCAGUGGUUCGAGCCCUCAGGAGGGUUACUUUUUUCAAUUUUAUUCUUGAUUUUUUACUGGAGCUUUUUAGAGCAUAUGUUUACAUUUAUAAAUAGAAAACAUUUCAUGACAAAAUCUGUGAAAAGGCCCCUUUAAUUUAAUAUUUUUGCAUGACAUUAUAUUUUGUUAUUAAAAUGUUUUUAUUUAUAUUAUGAAGGUGUGUUGACUUUUGUGGUGAAAUC
This is a messenger RNA of Dreissena polymorpha, 2834 nucleotides long. Its product is annotated as protein toll-like. The transcript has a single exon. The annotation marks the transcript as partial. Gene Ontology annotation, biological process: signal transduction. The record is from RefSeq and is a predicted model, not a curated record. NCBI's taxonomy places the organism in Eukaryota, Metazoa, Mollusca, Bivalvia, Myida, Dreissenidae.